Molecule: messenger RNA, 749 nt
Organism: Sclerotinia trifoliorum
Lineage: Eukaryota; Fungi; Ascomycota; Leotiomycetes; Helotiales; Sclerotiniaceae
Source: the annotation of a GenBank genome assembly
UUAAGUAGGCUAUUCAGAAAGGCUAACGGAAAUCACACCAAUAAGGGUUCUAUCGGGACCACCGCAAAAUGAAUAUACACCAUAGUUGUGAGGAUGACUGUGAAGAAAAUCAACCAAUCUCCAUGGUUGUAUACCCUCUAAUUGAGGCAUUUGGCCGCGCGCCAACUGGACCAGAGGAGGUAUGGAAAUAUUUUCAUGAACCAAAGAUUUGGUCCAAGCUCGAGGUCUGGCUGGAUAUUCCUGAGCCGGGAGAGCCUGAGAAGAAGAAACCCUUGUCUCCCAACGGGUGCACUCCUCAAAGUUUGAACCGCCGAAACAGCUAGGUGCAAGGUUACUGAAAGACCUGGAGUCCACUACUCUGUUAGAGCUUGUUAAACCUUACAUAGAUGAAUUUUCAAACAAAAUAAAGCCUUUAGUAGAAGGGUUACUCAAGGAAAUAAUGCAACUUGAGGACAAAUGCGACGAGAAGGAUUUGUCUAUUAGGUUAUGGCAGGCCAAAGCAGAGGAUAUGCAAGAGGAAAGAGAUCAAUGGAGCAUUCAGAAGGAAGCUAUGUCGCUGGAAAUAAAGCACCUCGGAUCCAAGUUAGUCCUCAGGGACAUGGGGCAAAAGGGUAAUGAUACCUAAUUAGAGAGGAUAAAGAGGAAAUGAGAAAUUUGGCGAGAGAAGUACGAAUGUAUAGAAUAUAUGUACGAACAUUCAGCGAGACAUUGAAAAAUACCAGCCAGAAGAGCCUCAGCCAAAAUGAAAC